AUGGACUUCUCCCUCGAAAACCACAAAUCCUUCAUCGGCCUUCCGGCAACAGACCUGCCCACCCCGGCAUUGGUGCUCAGCAAACCCAUCCUGGAACGAAAUAUCAAACAGCUUCUCCAGGACGUCAAAGACCUGGGGAUCUCCUUCCGGCCGCACGUUAAGACGCUCAAGUCCAUCGAAGUAACCCGUAUGAUGCUCGACAACGGCACACACCGGAGAAUCGUCGCCUCAACCCUCUGCGAGAUCAGAGGUGCCCUCCCCCUCGCAGAAGAGGGCAUCCUCGACGAAGCUCUCUACGGCCUCCCCAUCUACCCCAGCGCGCUCCCCCAGCUCGCAGCCCUCUCAUCAAAGCUUAAAAUCGUCCUGAUGGUCGACAAUGAAGCCCAGAUCGACGCCCUUGAAUCAUUCGCCCAGUCUACGGGGCGUACAGCCCCCUGGCCUGUCUUCAUUAAGGUCGAUGUAGGCUCGCACCGCGCCGGGCUGGAGAGUUCCUCGUCUGCAAUGCGGUUGCUCGUGGGGAAGGUGGAGAGCUCGCAUGCGGCGGAGGUAUACGGGUUCUACUGCCAUGCGGGGCAUUCGUAUGCGUGCCGGACGGAGGAGGCAGCGGCGGCGGUGCUGAAGAGUGAAGUGGAGGGUGCGGUUCGUGCGGCGGGGUAUUUAGAUAGGAAGGAGGGGAGGAAAGUGGUGGUGUCGUUUGGGUCGACGCCAACGGCGCAUGUGGUGAAUUCGCUUCGGAGGGCGUUGCCAGAGGGAAUGGAGGUGGAGUUACAUGCCGGAAACUUCCCCGCCAACGACCUGCAGCAAGUCUGUACCGGCCUCGUGGCCGAAGAGCAGCAGGCGGUCCGUGUCCUGGCGGAGGUGUGCAGCGUGUAUCCUGAGCGUAACGAGGCGCUUAUCAACGCGGGGACGGUUGCGUUGACCAAGGAGACGAGCGACGUGGUGGGUUUUGGGCGGGUGGCUGACCGGCCUGGGUGGGCGGUUGUGAGGAUGGCGCAGGAGCAUGGGAUUUUGGGGCUGACGGAUGCGUCCGGGGUUCAGAGGGUCGAGGAGAUGUUUCGUGUGGGCCAGAAGGUGAUGCUGUAUAUCCAGCAUGCUUGUAUUACUGCUGCGCAGCAUCAUGUGUAUUAUGUUGUUGACGAAAGGGAUGUGGUUAGGGAGACCUGGGUGCCGUGGAAAGGGUGGUAG
Aspergillus fischeri NRRL 181 is the source of this 1185-nucleotide messenger RNA. Its product is annotated as D-serine ammonia-lyase DSD1. Gene Ontology annotation, biological process: D-serine catabolic process. The coding region runs from base 1 to 1185 and encodes 394 amino acids. The transcript is spliced from 4 exons. NCBI's taxonomy places the organism in Eukaryota, Fungi, Ascomycota, Eurotiomycetes, Eurotiales, Aspergillaceae. Gene Ontology annotation, molecular function: D-serine ammonia-lyase activity. The record is from RefSeq and is a predicted model, not a curated record.